Messenger RNA from Melampsora larici-populina 98AG31, 1494 nucleotides. RefSeq lists its product as uncharacterized. The transcript has 11 exons. The coding region runs from base 1 to 1494 and encodes 497 amino acids. Gene Ontology annotation, molecular function: chromatin binding. Gene Ontology annotation, cellular component: nuclear inner membrane. NCBI's taxonomy places the organism in Eukaryota, Fungi, Basidiomycota, Pucciniomycetes, Pucciniales, Melampsoraceae. The record is from RefSeq and is a predicted model, not a curated record.
AUGGAUUCGAUUUUAUCUUAUGGACAUUCACCUAUUCAAAGACAAAAACUGUGGAUCAAGGUUGAAAAGAUCAUUGAAGGUAAUUCGAAUGUAAGAACUAAAGUUACAGAAUCACGUGGUGAAAGUUUUAAAGUUUGGGAAUGGAUCGGGAGUUAUACGGGUGAUUUGAAUUUGAAUUCAUCACCUGUUGGGAAAUAUUCGGCUGGAUCAAAUCAAAAGUCAGUUGGGAAUGCAAAGGGAGAGCCAAGACUGCAAGAAAGUCAAUUGAAGAAGACACCUUUCCUACGUACUGGUCGUGAACCUUCGGAACUUCCACAAAUCGAUUAUGAGAUGCUUGAGGGAAGUUUGAAGAUGAUUGAAUGGCAGAAGAGAAAGUCGUAUGACACCAUCCUACAACGUAAGCAAAAGAAUCCGUUGUCGGCUUUCUUGCUUUUGCAUGAACAACGUGAUACGACGACUAAACCUCAGAUGGCUCUGGUCAUGACUCGGGCUGAGGCCGCAAAUGUGCCGGUAUAUACAAUCGGUUGGGGCAAAGUCCAUAGUCCCUCAUGUCUUUGGCAACUUACAAAUCAUGCUGGCGGUACUUAUACUUAUGACAAUGAUCUGUAUGAGAUCAAGGAUACACUUACAGGCUUUAUAGGUGGCAUGAGAAAUUUUAAUGAAGCGAAGAUGAGAGAUGGUGCAGCUGGGCAUGAUGCCUCAUCACCAGGCGGAGGUCCAAAUAGCCUUGGGUUUACUGGUACAGAUGCAUUCUUUAUGAAUAGUGUGGGAGGUUUGAAGGAGAUUGGCCGCGAUGGAGGAUUAGGAGCACAUGAUUUUUAUGAUGCAGAGUUUGAUCAACCAAUCGAUGCUUUGUAUCGAGAUCCGAUUGCAGCCAAGACUGCAAGCAGGCUGGUAAGACCAGUUCUGCUGAGCAUCACCAUUGUUCCACCUCAGCCCCUCGCCAAUACUAGAGCAUCUACCGGUAAUGAACAAGGGAUUGUAAGGCAACGGAUCAAGCUCCUAACCUCUGACUCACUCACUCAAGCUUUAGUCUUAGUAUCACAUCGUAUGGAGAGGCAGGCAGGUUGUCUACUCGAGGAAACUCGGCACAUUGUUCAUACAUUACUUGGUAAUAUACAUCCUGGUAGUGAACGACCAAGGGCAUUACAUUAUAUAUACAAAGAUAGUGUGGAAGGUUUUGAUUGUGUUUUGAAAGUUGUUAAACGUGCAGCAAAGCUUACUGUGAAUCGGGAAGCGGAUAAGGAUGGGGAUGAGGGCAUUGAAGAAGAUGAUGAGCCUGUAGGAGUUGAUGAUGAGGCUCUGGACAUUGGACCUGGUGCAGAGCAAGAAGGUGGUAGAUCAGGAGCAGGAGAGAGAUUACAAUCAGAAAUUCAAGAUGGAAGAGAAAGAGGAAGAAUCUACACCAAUCAACAAGAAAAUCCAAGUCAAAGUAAACAACAAGCAGUGAAAAGAUCAAAAGUAGCUACUAAGAAUCCUAUGACUAUUAAAUAA